This is a messenger RNA of Syngnathus typhle (broad-nosed pipefish), 2551 nucleotides long. Its product is annotated as fibronectin type III domain-containing protein 7-like. Gene Ontology annotation, molecular function: protein binding. Bases 34 to 2313 code for a protein of 759 amino acids. The record is from RefSeq and is a predicted model, not a curated record. NCBI's taxonomy places the organism in Eukaryota, Metazoa, Chordata, Actinopteri, Syngnathiformes, Syngnathidae. The transcript is spliced from 10 exons.
AAUGUUAGCCAUCAGACCUCUGACCUCAACUAUAUGCUGGAUGAUCUCAUGUGCGGUUGCGGAUAUUCCGUUCAAGUGGUUGCAAUGGAUGACAACUGUUCCAGUAUUCCCAGUCAAGUUUUGGUAUUUGACGCAGCUCCAUGCCCUCCUCAAAAUGUCAGCACCCAACUCAGCUGCAUGUCCAAUAACUUGACGGUUUCUUGGGACUCCGUCGGCUAUGCGGACUACUUCUUAGUUGCGGUACACGAGGACAACAUACAAGGAAGCAAUGAGACCUUUAACACGACCAGCAACGAAUGUUCCACCAGUCCCCUAAACUGUGGAAGUAGUUACACCAUCCAAAUCACGGCAGUCAAAGGAAAUUGCCAAAUCCGACCCACUCAGAACUACAGCACGUUGUCAGCUCCAUGCCAGCCUCAGGGCAUCCAAGGCAGCCUUGACUGUGUGACCAAUUCGGCCUGGAUCUCAUGGGACUCCGCCUUGGGUGCUGACUCCUACACCGUUUCGGCGAUUGGAGAAGACGCCAGCACGGCCAACUGUACCACCUGGACCAACAUCUCCUGCGAGGUUGAGGACCUGGCAUGUGGCAUUCUUUAUAACUUUAGCGUGACUGCCAAAAACAGCCAGUGUGACAGUUAUCCCAGCACCACCAUUGAAUUGCAAACAGCCCCCUGCUCCCUCUCGGGCAUCACAGCCUUCACUGAAUGCCACAAUGGUUCCAUCAUUGUCAUCUGGGAGCUUGUGGAAGGCAGUGAGGGAAACACCGUGUACAUCGCCACGGCGGAGGCUAGCGACCACACGUACCUCUACUGCAACAGCACAGGCACCAACUGCACCCUGCAAGGGGCACAGUGUGACCUCUACUACACCAUCAUCAUUGCCGCUUCAUCAGAUUCGUGCAGCAGUUUGAGAAGUCCACCUUAUAGAAUAAGCAUGGAACCGUGUCCACCAAGAGAGGUGAAUGUCAGUGCUUCGUGCGAGGACCGCAGCGCCCUGGUGUCCUGGACCCGCUCCCCGGUGGCUGCAACUUACCAAGUAGUCGCGAUGUCUGCGGACGGACAUACGCACACUUGCGGCGACUCCUCCACCAACUGCACCUUGACUGAGCUGCAUUGUGACGAGCAGUACGCAGUCCACGUGACAGCCAGUCAUGAGAACUGCACCAGCAUGGCCAGUCACAAUGUUACCUUCAGCACAGGUCCAUGUCAGCCUGAGGAUCUCUCGGUAACCUUCCACUGCAGUAACCAGUCUGCAGUGCUCUCGUGGACCCCCAGCGAUAAUGCCGUGGACUACUACGGCUGCGCGCAAGCGCCGAGUGGAGAGAUGCUCUACUGUUACAGCACCUACUCCACCUGUACCAUUCCCAAUCUGGACUGCGGGACUUUGUAUAACUUCUCCGUACAGGCCUCGGACGGCACGUGCAACAGCUCCUUUAGCGAGCCUGUGCAAAAAGGAGCAGUCCCGUGUCCUCCAGAUAGUGUUGAAGUGCAGCCUUUCAUGAUGUCCAUGGAGAUCCAGACAUUGCGAUUCACCUGGACGGAAAUAAGCUGCGCAGACACAGAGUACCUGUUGAGGUUAUCGGGGACCCUGCUGGGAAACAGCCAGGCCCAGUUUGAGGUGUCUUCUUAUUGGACAAACAUGACCGCGUUUGAGAUCCCGCUUCCCUGCGGUUCUUCCUACUCGGCCACAGUGGAGAGCAGGAACACGGCUGGAACCGGCGACCAGUCUGUGCCUCUUAAUGAUACAACAGCUCCAUGUCAGCCAACCAUGGUGAUGUACAGUAGCAACAUCACAGUCGCCAGAGUUUCCUGGAGCCCUUCCAUGUUUGCCACCACAUACUUUGUAUACAAGCACAAUAUCUCACUCAGCUCCCGACUGUGCACCACCACCGGCCUGUCCUGCUUUCUGCUGGUCAACAUCGACUAUUCAGACCUGCUGGUCACGGCCAGCAACGCAGCCGGGGAAAGCCAAGGAUCGACGGUUACGAGUGUGGUGGCGCAUGUCAGAAAGAGAGACAUCAGUGAGAGUGACGGUCUUUCCGCCCCUGUGUUAAACGUCACACUACUUACCAGUGUAAUGGUCAUGGCGGAGUGGCCCCAAGAGGACGUUGCCAACGACGCAGCUUACAGGCUGAUGAUCAAGCCGCAGGCCCAAUCGGAGUCACCUCAGGAACUGACGGUACUCGGGUCAAGAUACAUCCUCACUGGACUGAGCCCCAACUCCACUUACUGCCUCACCGUGGCUGCCAGGAAAGAGGCUGAUGUUGGACCGGAGUCAGAUCCUGUGUGCUUGGAAACUGGACAAGGCAGUUAGUAGUCAUUGUAUACAGCUUCACAUUGACACACAAGCCUGAUCACAAUGUGACAAAUCAAAUCACCCUAACUUUAGACGCAAUCUUUUGGGACUCUACAUUAUUUUUAAUUGGCUGAAAAUGUAUACUGCGGGGUUUUGUCUAUUCACUUAAUUUAUAUAUUAGUCCUGAAAAAUUUACCAAAAAUUGUUCAAAUAUUGUGUUUUGUUUCAGAAUGUUCUAAUAAAGAAACUAAAUAUU